AUGGCUUCGCUUGGUAAGGACAGAGCACUUUCAAAUGAUUCUUCCUCGAAAAGUGACCGUUCUGGUUCCGAACGUGCGUCUCGGUCUCCAAAGAGGCGAAGUCGUUCAAGGUCUGAGGAGCGAGAUAUUCGUAGUGACCGUGUUGUAGACCAGCUUGCCCGCUUACAUAUAUGCAAUUUCGAUGAGAGUUUAAGAAAAAGUGAUCUUGAGAAUGCAUUCAGCAAAUACGGAAAAAUUGAUAACGUUUGGCUUGCAUCUUACCCUCCGUUAUUUGCGUUUAUCACGUUCAAAAACAGGGAUGAAGCCAGUGAUGCAUUGAAGGAGAUGGACAAUACCUAUAUUGGCCGGAACAAGAUAAAGGUUGCCAAAGCUCAUCCACCACGGAGAUCUGGUGACAGGGGGCAGUCUUCGCGGCGUCCUGGUAGUGGUAGGGGAGGCAACUACAAUGAUAGAAGCCGUUAUGGUAGAGGCGGAAGAUCAUACGGUGGAGGGAGUAGUGGCGGAUAUGCUAGACAAGGUGGUUCUCGGUACUAUGGCAGUGCAGGUGAGAAUUAUCGGAGUGGAAGAGGCGGAGGAGGUCGAAGUUUGAAAACAUUCUUGACAUCGUAA
Messenger RNA from Enterobius vermicularis (human pinworm), 609 nucleotides. The record is from the annotation of a GenBank genome assembly. NCBI's taxonomy places the organism in Eukaryota, Metazoa, Nematoda, Chromadorea, Rhabditida, Oxyuridae.